Messenger RNA from Punica granatum (pomegranate), 2427 nucleotides. NCBI's taxonomy places the organism in Eukaryota, Viridiplantae, Streptophyta, Magnoliopsida, Myrtales, Lythraceae. The record is from RefSeq and is a predicted model, not a curated record.
AUUGGACCGUUAAACAGUUGAGUUGAGGCUUGGAGGGGAAUGAAUUUCAUUUCAUCGACGGAAUGAAACACUCAUCAGACAGAAACAGGACAGACAUGCCAAAAUCUCUUUACGGGCCCGAGGCGGUUCUCCCAAAACCCAAUUCCAUAAAAGCAUCUGAAGUCCGGACCCUCCCUCGCUGACCAGUGCACUGUCAGAGCAGGGCACUCUGUUCUCGUUCGCUUUGGCUUUCCUCCGCUCCCCCUCGAGGCCUCUGCAUUUUCUUGCCCACUUCUCCAGAAAGAAGAGGGAAAAGCCAGAGGGUGAAGAAGAACGUUGCAACAGUAGCAGGCAGCGGGGAAGCAUUCUCUGCUUGGGAAAAGGAGUAAAGCUAGAUAGAGAGAGAGAGAGAGAGAGAGAGUCAGAGGAAGCUUCUUUAGUCACCGGCCCCAGCAAGAACAAGAAGGAAGAGGAGGAAAACAAGGAAGGAGGAUCAAGAAACAGAGAUAGAUCAGAUGGAGAGAGGAUUCAGGCUCAUCUUGGCGGCCUCACUGAUGCUUAUGCUUCUGGACCUUUGCAGAGGAAGCACGAUUGGGGUCUGCUAUGGAAGAAACGCUGAUGACCUGCCCACGCCCGACAAAGCAGCGCAGCUUGUGCAGCAGCACAACAUCAAGUAUGUCCGUAUCUAUGAUUCCAACAUUCAGGUGUUCAAAGCCUUUGCAAACACUGGGAUUGAGCUCAUGAUCGGGAUCCCCAACUCUGACCUCCUCCCAUUCGCCCAGUUCCAAUCAAAUGCGGAUAGCUGGCUCAAGAACAACAUCCUUCCCUACUACCCUUCCACGAAGAUCACGUACAUUACUGUUGGGGCUGAGGCUACCGAAGUUAACUCGACUUCCCUAGUCGUACCUGCGAUGCAGAAUGUCUUUACUGCCCUCAGAAAGGCUGGUCUGCAUAAGAAGAUCAAGGUCUCGACUACUCACUCCCUUGGGGUCCUUUCUCGGUCUUUCCCUCCUUCAGCAGGAGCAUUUAAUAGCAGUUUUGCGUCAUUUCUCAAGCCAUUACUGAUAUUUCUUGCCGAGAACAAGUCUCCCUUCAUGGUUGAUAUAUACCCUUACUACGCCUUCAGAGAUUCGCCAAACAAUGUUUCUCUUGACUAUGCCCUGUUUGAGUCGUCCUCGGAGGUGAUAGAUCCUAACACAGGCUUGCUCUACACGAACAUGUUCGAUGCACAAAUCGAUGCGCUCUAUUUUGCCCUGGCAGCACUGAAUUUCCGGACAAUCAAAAUCAUGGUUACGGAGACUGGAUGGCCGUCAAAGGGCUCGCCCAAGGAAACAGCCGCGACUCCUGAUAAUGCCCAGACGUACAACACGAACCUAAUCCGCCAUGUCAUCAAUGACACUGGGACUCCUGCAAAGCCCGGGGAGGAGUUGGACGUGUACAUAUUCUCCUUGUUCAACGAGAAUCGAAAGCCGGGACUAGAUUCAGAGAGGAACUGGGGGCUAUUUUACCCUGACAAAACGAGCGUUUACAACCUUGACUUCAGUGGGCGGGGCUCUGUUGACGUGAUCACUGGGGCCAAUAUCACAAACACAAACGGGACGACAUGGUGCAUCGCCUCGUCAAAUGCAUCAGACAGAGUCCUGCAAAGCGCGCUGGACUGGGCAUGUGGGCCCGGGAAUGUGGAUUGUUCGCCAAUCCAACCAAGCCAGCCCUGCUAUGAGCCAGAUACACUGGUCUCCCAUGCAUCCUAUGCAUUCAACAGCUUUUACCAGCAGAAUGGGGCCUCCGAUGUCGCCUGCAGCUUUGGCGGGCUUGGGGUCAGAGUGGACAAGAACCCGAGUUAUGACAAGUGCCUUUAUAUGACUACAGGGAGCAACAAGACCUUGUCGACCAAUGCCACGGCAAUACCCACGACUUCCCACUCUUUAGCUGGCAAAGUUCACACCUCAAAGUCAAGUUGGACAUUUAUGAUCUCUUUCUUGCUCUUCCUGGCGAUCGACAGUAUCCGAGGAUGGUGAUUCGAGCAUGGUAAAGAUCUUUAUCUCGAUAUCGGGAAACGAUGAUAUCGGCAAAUUUUUGGGGAAACACUUGAAGGAUGGUUAGCGGUGCAACCCCACAUUUUGUAUGAUACAUAUGAUUUGGUUUUAGGAAUGAGAUGCAUUUGGGGAAGAUCAAUUGUAUAAUCUAUGAGUCGGAGGUUUGUUAAGCAAUUGUUUCUUAGGUAUUUCUUGGGCUUUUUGAGUAUCAUCUUUUGUGGGAAAAGGUUGGUUAAGAAAGAACAUGGAAUCUCAACUGUAAUCUUGAGUUUAGAGUUAGACCACUGACCAGCAAGCCUCAUUAGAUGAAACUAGCUUUUUUGCCUGAAUGCACGGGAACAUUUUCAUAUGUAUUUUUAUUGAAUUCUAUUUUAUUUGGUGGAAAACAGGCCUAAGCAAUUCUACUUUUUUA